Molecule: messenger RNA, 1931 nt
Organism: Cervus elaphus (red deer)
Lineage: Eukaryota; Metazoa; Chordata; Mammalia; Artiodactyla; Cervidae
Gene: GPR183
Product: G protein-coupled receptor 183
Exons: 3
Coding region: 319-1401 (360 amino acids)
Biological process (GO): G protein-coupled receptor signaling pathway
Cellular component (GO): membrane
Molecular function (GO): oxysterol binding; G protein-coupled receptor activity
Source: RefSeq, a predicted model, not a curated record
AGUCACAGGGUGACAGAAAAAAAAAAGCCGCCACCAUAAAAGGAUGUCUGGUAAUCUCCCUUAAAACAACAUGCCAAGGUUAACCUACUUCAGUUUGGGCGAAUACUGACUGCCGCCACACAGGGGCCCCAACAAGGCACUGAGAGUCUCCCCUCAGGGCUCUAUGACGCAGCGUCCACCGGCCUGGCCUCGACCUGGGAAGGCGCUUCUCCUGGAACGGGAGCCCCACCACCUGCUGGAAGAACCGGCCGCCCGCUCCGGAGCGGCAAGACCACGUGUGCCCCAGCUGUCUGUGCACAGAGACCCUGAACACCACUGAUGGAUAUAAAAAUGGACAAUUUUACUACACCCUCUGCAGCUUCUCUGGAAAGUGACUGUGAUCUCUAUGCCCACCACCACACAGCCAGGAUCCUCAUGCCACUGCAUUACAGCAUCGUCUUCAUAAUUGGGCUUGUGGGAAACUUACUGGCCUUGAUUGUCAUUAUUCAGAACAGGAAAAAAAUCAAUUCUACCACUCUCUAUUCAACCAACUUGGUGAUUUCGGAUAUACUUUUUACCACAGCUCUGCCUACACGGAUAGCCUACUAUGCACUGGGCUUUGACUGGAGAAUCGGCGAUGCCCUGUGUAGGAUAACCGCUCUUGUGUUUUACAUCAACACAUAUGCAGGUGUGAACUUCAUGACCUGCCUGAGCAUUGACCGGUUCUUUGCUGUGGUGCACCCCCUGCGGUACAAUAAGAUAAAAAGAAUUGAACACGCGAAAGGCAUCUGCAUAUUUGUCUGGAUCGUGGUAUUUGCUCAAACACUCCCGUUACUCAUAAACCCUAUGUCAAAACAGGAGGCUGAAAGGACUACGUGUAUGGAAUAUCCAAACUUCGAGGAAACUGAAUCCCUCCCCUGGAUUCUGCUUGGUGCCUGUUUCAUAGGAUACGUAAUUCCGCUCGUCAUUAUUCUUAUCUGCUAUUCUCAAAUCUGUUGCAAGCUCUUUAAAACUGCCAAACAGAACCCGCUAACUGAGAAAUCUGGUGUCAACAAAAAGGCUCUCAACACAAUUAUUUUUAUAAUUGUUGUGUUUGUUGUAUGUUUCACGCCGUACCAUGUUGCGAUUAUUCAACACAUGAUCAAGAAGCUUCGUUUUCCUGGUCUCCUGGAAUGCAGCCAAAGACAUUCAUUCCAGAUAUCUCUGCACUUUACAGUAUGUCUGAUGAACUUCAACUGCUGCAUGGACCCUUUUAUAUAUUUUUUUGCAUGUAAAGGGUACAAGAGAAAGGUCAUGAAGAUGUUGAAACGUCAAGUCAGUGUAUCAAUUUCCAGUGCUGUGAGGUCAGCCCCUGAAGAAAACUCACGUGAAAUGACAGAAACUCAAAUGAUGAUACAUUCCAAGUCUUUAAAUGGAAAGUAAAAGGAAAGGAGUCUUGGAUUUAUACCAAAGUAGACUGUAUGUUGAAUUUUGCAAGACUUUUCUUAUAACAAGUGUUAGACUUCCCAUUAGGAUUCUUUUGAAUUCCUUUCACUGGGCACUAUUUCUCACCUCCAACUUGGAAGUAAACUGAUGUAUUUUUACACUCAAGAACAACAUUCAGCAAAAUUCUCAUUUGUAAAUGAAAUAAUAUACCUUUAAAAGGGAGGGUAUUUUAAUAAGUCUCAGUGUAAAAAGAAAAGUUUUGUGUUAACAAAAAAUUAAAUCAUUAAGGUUCCUCACCAAUAAUUCAAAAAAAGAAAAAAUGACUAUUCAAAUUGUAUAUUGCCAGUGUAGAAAUGUUAAUAUUGUAAUAUUUCCUUUCUCUCUUUUUUUUUUUUUGUGUGUAUAACAUAUCAAUUCAUGUUUCUUUCAAUCUUAGACUUUACCUCCUUGAUAAUAACCAUUUUUUUUUCCUGAGUCAUAAAUUUUCAUCUCAAGAAACUUGUUUUUGAAUAAAGAGCUAGAUGCUA